AUGGCUACCCCUAGUGUCCUAGCUUUUGACGCUGAGGGUCGUGCCAUUGACUUUGAGGUCUGGGUCGACGACCUGCAGCUGUUCUUACAGUGCGAUAGGGCAGACGGUCUUUCUCUCUUUGACCUCACCUCUGGCGCCGUCCCUGCCCCUGCUGCUGAUGCUGACGCCACUGUUCGCUCACAGUGGGCCACGCGCGAUGCUGCUGCACGUCUUGCUGUGCGUCGCCACCUGCCUACCGCUGAGCGCGCGCACUUUAGCCAGUACAAGAGUGCCCAGACCUUGUACGACGCUGUAGUUGCGCGCUACUCCUCCCCUGCCACUGCUGCACUGAGCCGCCUCAUGCUCCCCUUCCACUUCCCUGACCUUGCCGCCUUUCCCACUGUCGCUGAUCUCAUUACGCACCUCCGCACUAUCACUCGCCUCCCUGACUCCCUUCGUGUAGUCCGGGACCACUUUCUUGCGGUCUGUCCCACCACCCUCACAGUCGACAGCCUCGAGAAGGCCCUCCUAGCGGCGGAGAAGAGCAUAGUCGCUGUAGGAGCCUCUCGAGGUGACCCCCGCGCCCCCAUCUUUGAGGGGUGUUCUCCUUCCCCUCUCCUGCCCUCUGUCGCCUCUCCCGCUGCGGCCGACCUCGUUGGUCUUGAGCCGGUCGGUGCGGCGUCUGCCCCUAGCGGGAGACGCCGCUCUGGCAAGGGCAAGGGGGGCAAGGGAGCGGGUGGGGCCAGCGGGGGCGGUGGAGGUGGAGGUGGAGGCGGCGGAGGGAAUGGGGGUGGCGGUGGAGGUGGUGGCGGGGGUGGGGGUGCUAGUGGCGGCAGUACAGGCGGGGGUGGCGGCGGCGGUGGCGGUGGGAGCGGAGGUGGCGGAGGCGGCGGCGGUGGAGGCGGAGGCGGGGGCGGUGGAGGCGGAGGCGGGGGUGGUGGUGGUGGAGGUGGUCGGAGUGACGCUUCGCAGCGGAGCACCACUGGGGGUGGUCAGCGCCAGCAGCAGCAGCACCAGCAGCGUUCUCGCGACGUCCCCACCCCUCAGCAGCUCCGUGAGUGGUACACGCAGCGUCAGCGUGGUGGGGGUUUUGGUCCCUGCACCUACGUUCUUCGCACUGGCGACCGCGCUGGAGAGCAGUGUGGGGGUACCCACACCGCCCAGCGCUGCUUUGGCCGCCUGACGGACGCUUGGCGCCAGCAGUUCCCGGAGGCCGCGGAGAUCCCCCGCUGGGGAGAGCUGUCUAGGGCUGGUGUAGCUAUCUUUGAUCUUGACUUUGAUGCUAUCCUUGCUGCCAUGUAUGCUGUGACCAUUAGUGAUGACGGUGACUGUUACCGGUGUUUCCCGCCCGACCCGGGCAUUGGUACUGCUGCUCUAGGUGCCAGCGAGGCUUCUGCUCUAGGUGCCAAUGCGUCUGUGCUCUCAGGUACUGGUGAGGCUGCUCUCUCAGGUACUAGUGAGUCUGCGCUCUCAGGUACUGCGCCGGCUUUGGCCUCCCACACCUUCACCCUUGACUCUGGAGCGUCUCGCUCCUUCUUUCGGGACCGCACCACACUCACGCCGCUUAGUCGGCCGGUUGCAGUGUCCCUGGCUGACCCCUCUGGGGGUCAUGUUCUGUCUCGCUUCUCCACAGUCCUCCCGUGUCCGGCGGCUCCCUCUGGCACCCUGUCUGGUCUCUACCUCCCCUCCUUCUCUACGAACUUGGUGAGUGGUGCUGACCUACACGAUGCGGGAGUCCACCAGUUCACCCCUGCUUGUCAGCGAGUGACGCACUGCACAGAGGCUAGCACAGGUCGUCACCUGGCUAUGUUUACACGUCACCCAGGGUCGAGCCUGUACACACUGACCACUGCUUCUCCUCCAGUUCCUGAGUCUAGUAGGGGGCGCCAGCGUGCUGCCCCUCACUCCUCCCAGUUUCCUCCGACAGAGGCUCCGUUGCAGACGCUUCACAUGGACGUGUGGGGCCCUGCCCGCGUCCGUGGACUCGGUCACGAGUGCUACUUCCUGUUGGUGGUUGACGACUACUCGCGUUACACCACAGUCUUCCCCUUGCGCAGCAAGGGCGAUGUCACUGAGGUGCUGAUCGAUUGGAUCCGCGCAGCUCGUCUCCAGCUCAGGCAGAGCUUUGGCUCGGACUUUCCUGUGUUGCGUCGGCACUCGGACAGAGGCGGAGAGUUCUCCUCUGGCCUUCUGCGUGCCUACUGUCGUGCGCGAGGCAUCCGCCAGACCUUCACGCUUCCGGACUCACCGCAGCAAAAUGGGAUUGCAGAGCGCCGCAUUGGCAUGGUCAUGGACGUCGCUCGUACGUCUAUGAUGCAUGCGGCUGCCCCCCAUUUUCUGUGGCCGUUUGCGGUCAGGUACGCGGCGCAUCAGAUCAACCUCCACCCCAGGGUCUCCAGGCCGGAGACCUCCCCAGCCCUGCUGUGGACGGGGAAGGUUGGCGAUGCGUCGACGUUCCGGGUCUGGGGAUCUCGGGCGUUUGUCCGCGACUUGUCUGCGGACAAGCUGUCCCCUCGCGCUGCUCCCUGCGUCUUCCUGGGGUUCCCCCCCGACGCCCCUGGGUGGCAGUUCUACCACCCCACCUCUCGACGUGUUCUGUCCUCCCAGGACGUCACGUUCGACGAGUCGGUACCCUACUACCGCCUCUUCCCCUACCGCACUCCGUCCCUCCCCCCACCCCCGCUCUUCUUGGUACCAGGUCCCCACCCGGUAGACCCCCUUCCCCCUCAGGGUCCUGCCCCUUCAGGUGUGUCCCAGGUAGACGCGGUCGAGCCUGUCGAGGUCACUGGUGACUCUGGUGCUGCUGUGGGUGCUGAGCCUAGGGGUGCUGUGACUGGGGGUGCUGUGCCUGGGGGUGCUGGUCCUGGGGGUGCGGAGCCUAGGGGUGCUGAGCCUGGGGGUGCUGAGUCUGGGGGUGCUGAGCCUGGGGGUGCUGAGCCUGGGGGUGCUGAGCUUGGGGGUGCUGGGCCUGAGGGUGCUGAGCCUGGGGGUGCUGAGAUUGGAGGUGCUACGCCUGGAGGUGCUUUGCCUGGGAGUGCUGAGCCUGGAGGUUCUUCGCCUGGAGGUUCUCCAGGUGCUUCGCCUCGCCGAGAGCCACUCUCCCCACAGGAGCUGCGUGAGUGGUUUUCCCGGCGUUGGAGGCGUGCUACUGGUGCUGGAGGUUCUUUGGCUGCUGAGGGUGCUGCUGCCGCGGGUCCCGGGGGUGCUCGUACUGGGAGUACUGGAGCUGCUGGGCCUGCGGGUUCUCCUGGAGCUGGUGCUGCUGAGCGUGUUGGCGCUGAGACUACCGCAGGCGGUCCGACUGGCAGUGCUCCUGGUACUGCUGGGGGUUCUGGAGCUACUGGAGGUGCUGCUGGAGGUGCUGCUGGAGCGGGUGCUCCUGCUGGGGGUACUGGUGCUGUCCCUGCUGUUUCUGGCGUCGCCACGCGGCCCCGACCGUACUUCGUUCCGCUCCUGCAGCAGGUUCUUGCGUCGUGA
Messenger RNA from Closterium sp. NIES-65, 3456 nucleotides. The record is from the annotation of a GenBank genome assembly. NCBI's taxonomy places the organism in Eukaryota, Viridiplantae, Streptophyta, Zygnematophyceae, Desmidiales, Closteriaceae.